Molecule: messenger RNA, 1698 nt
Organism: Andrographis paniculata
Lineage: Eukaryota; Viridiplantae; Streptophyta; Magnoliopsida; Lamiales; Acanthaceae
Exons: 4
Coding region: 535-1518 (327 amino acids)
Source: RefSeq, a predicted model, not a curated record
UCCGCCCACCUAGCUUGACGCCUUGCUCAGUCUUCGUCCCUUCACCUAGUCUUGCCUUGAAGAUCCUUCCAUUCCAUUCCAUUCCUUCCAGCACCAUCUGCAUAUCCUUCUUCUCGUCUCCUACAUCUCUCGCGCGCGGUUUGGCCCUCUCCUCUGACCCACUUUUCCUAAGAAAUUAAGGAGAACACCCUUAGGCCUUCCUUAGAUGAUCUCUGCUCUGCCCAUUGUGUAAACAGAUCUGUGAAAUUCAACAGCCACCGUGUCGAUCCACGUCUUUUCCGUGCAAUUUAUCGCCCCCACGGCCGACGACGUCCCUCAACUGUCGGAAUAACUCACUAAUCUCGCCGAAUUUUAAGGGAAUUGGACUCCGUCGUCACUCAACAGGUUUGGCCUUCGACGGGAGACGCAAUUCAUUGCGAUGGGCGUGUCUCCUGCUUCCGCAUAGCUUCCCGAUCCGAAAGGAAUACCCUAGUGUAUGAUCAAAAGCUCACUGCAUCCGUAGGGGGUGGCUGGUGAAUAUACGACCAUAAGGUCAUGUGUUCAAAUCGUCCCAAAUUAGAAAUAACAGAAAUAACAGCAAGAGAUUUGCGACGGGAAAUGUUACAUCAUGGUGCACGGACUCCAAAUAAGCGGAUGCCUAGGAAAAGGGAUAACAUAGCGAGGUACAGUUACCGAACGGCAUGCGCUUUGACGUCCAUUAUGUGGCAUCGAUUUUGUGACGGGGAGUUAACUUCAUCGUCGAUUUCCCUGGAAAUAUGGGACCAAGUUUCUGCACAGCUGUUGGCCGAGACGGGCCAGAUGUAUUCGGUGAAACAGCUAAAGGGCAAGUGGAAUCGACUUAAGGCCGAAUGGAUGGUCCUACAAGAUCUAUUGCAGAAAAAAACGGGGCUCGGCGUAGACCCGGAAACCGGGAUGGUCGAUGCGUCUACCCAGCUUUGGAAGGAAUGGAUCCAGGCUUAUCCAGCGUACGCACAUUUGCGCACGCGGCCGUUCCCGAACUACCACCUAUGCAGCAAAAUGUUUGCGAGCGAUACCGAAGCUAAAGAACAUGCACUAUCUUAUAUUCAACAGAGAUCUCGGGAAGCCGAGCCAUCGGGUGCUGAUGUGCCAUCUGGUCCUGAUGAUUCUCCUAUGGGAUUGGGAGUCGAGGGAGGUGGCCCGGGCACAGGUGCAGAAGCAGGCAACAAUCCUCCGCCGCCUGUGACUUGGGCUCGGGGGCCUGCGACGCGGAGUGGCCGGCGCAAUCGGUGGACUGUCCAGCAGGAGAGGCUGGACGAAGAGGCGUCCACUGUCCAGCCAAGCCACGAAUCGAUUUCACAUGAGCAGAAUGAACGAUUUAGGGUGGAGGAAGCGAGCCUUGAUCGAACGAUCGAGGCUUUGGAAAGCAUUCCCGACAUCCCGGACGAAAUGCUGUUUAGAGCGCAUGAUAAACUAGUUUCCCACUCUCGUAGGCGACUGUUUUUGUCGCUCUCAGCUGAGAGGCGCCGGAAUUGGGUUCUUUCAUUACUCGAUAAGUAGUCUGGACCAUCUUAGUUUAUGUUUUCGCGCACAUGGAACGAUUUCUUUGUUUACUUUGGUUAUCCUUGACCUUUUAUUUUAUGAUGUCCUCGGCGAUGUUAUGAUUUGGAGGCUGAUUUCGUAACUGAGUUGUUUGUCGGAUCUCCGAUAGAAUAUAGAAUUUGGUGUGUGAUUCUUUUC